Manis javanica (Malayan pangolin) is the source of this 1526-nucleotide messenger RNA. RefSeq names its product secretory carrier membrane protein 3 (gene SCAMP3). NCBI's taxonomy places the organism in Eukaryota, Metazoa, Chordata, Mammalia, Pholidota, Manidae. Gene Ontology annotation, cellular component: trans-Golgi network membrane; recycling endosome membrane. Gene Ontology annotation, biological process: protein transport. The record is from RefSeq and is a predicted model, not a curated record.
UUUUAGCUAAGACGCAGGCGCGACUAGCUGCUACUGCGGGGAUCCCUCCGACCCUUCCGGUCGGUACAACCAAUCCGUGCACCGAGAAGCGGGGCGGACCGAGAGCCGCUGAGGGAGCUCAGAGCCACUGCCACGGCAGGGGCGUGGAGUGCAGGGGCGGCCCAGGCGGCAGUUGUAAAUAUGGCUCAAAACAGAGACGGCGGAAACCCCUUCGCCGAGCCCGGCGAGCUUGACAACCCCUUUCAGGACCCAGCUGUGAUCCAGCACCGACCCAGCCCGCAGUAUGCCACGCUUGACGUCUACAACCCUUUUGAGGCCCGGGAGCCACCACCAUCCUAUGAGCCUCCUGCCCCUGCCCCAUUGCCUCCACCCGUGGCUCCCUCACAGUCCUCCAGGAAGCUCAGCCCCACAGAACCCAAAAACUAUGGCUCGUACAGCACCCAGGCUUCAGCUGCAGCAGCCACGGCUGAGCUGCUAAAAAAGCAGGAGGAGCUCAACCGGAAGGCAGAGGAGUUGGACCGGAGAGAGCGAGAGCUGCAGCAUGCUGCCCUAGGGGGCACAGCUACUCGGCAGAACAAUUGGCCCCCUCUACCUUCUUUUUGCCCAGUUCAGCCCUGCUUUUUCCAGGAUAUCUCCAUGGAGAUCCCCCAAGAAUUUCAGAAGACAGUAUCCACCAUGUUCUACCUCUGGAUGUGCAGCUCUCUGGCUCUUCUCCUGAAUUUCCUCGCCUGCCUGGCCAGCUUCUGUGUGGAGACUAGCAAUGGCUCAGGCUUUGGGCUCUCCAUCCUCUGGAUUCUUCUUUUCACUCCCUGCUCCUUUGUCUGCUGGUAUCGCCCCAUGUAUAAGGCUUUCCGGAGCGACAGUUCAUUCAAUUUCUUCGUGUUCUUCUUCAUUUUCUUUGCCCAGGAUGUACUCUUUGUCCUCCAGGCCAUUGGCAUCCCAGGUUGGGGGUUCAGUGGCUGGAUCUCCACUCUGGUGGUGCUAAAGGUCAACACAGCUGUAGCUGUGCUCAUGCUGCUGGUUGCCCUGUUCUUCACUGGCAUCGCUGUGCUGGGAAUUGUGAUGCUAAAGCGGAUCCACUCCUUGUACCGCCGCACAGGUGCCAGUUUUCAGAAGGCCCAGCAAGAAUUUGCUGCUGGUGUCUUCUCCAACCCUGCAGUGCGAACCGCAGCUGCUAAUGCAGCCGCUGGGGCUGCUGAAAAUGCCUUCCGGGCCCCAUGAACCCCAACUGGGAUGCCCUGUCCCUGUCACUUGAGGGAACUAACUUAGCCCCCAUCCCUGAGCUCCUUGGGACUUGGUGAGACAUCACUACUUGAUGUUUCCUCUAUAGUGCCCCCAGUCCCACAGCUGAUUGCUGAAAUUGACUUGGGGGUACAGAGAGCCCAGUGUGACCUGUCACUGCCUCCCACCCCCAACCCCUAUCAGGCCACACUACUGCCACCUCUUACACACCCCAACCCAGCUUCCCCCUGCUGUGCCAAGGCUGUUACUUCGGUUAUUUAAAUAAAGUGGAACUGGAACUCACA